GACGAUCUUUGGACGGAAAGUGGAAAGUUCUACGUUGUGCGCACGCGCUCAUUGGGAUUAAUGUCAAGGCACAAAAGUGGCGCUACACCGUAUCGAGCUCUACUCCGGUGGUUGCCUUAGUGAUGGACGGGGAGUCAGAACCAAACCCUGCCGUAGCAGAAGAGGCAGGGGAGCAGGUGGAGCCCAUCGAUGCCACUCCCUCCCCCCAGCAAGAGAUCACACCCACCUCAGAGGAAGCUGGGGAGGUUGAGGUGGAUGAGGUGGCUGAGGAGACUGAGGAGGCAGUUUCCAUGCAAACAGAAGAUGGAGCAACAAAGGAGGGAGGUAUGGAGGACAAUGAUGAUGAUGUGGUCCUAGUAGAGGAGGAAACCUCCCAACCAUCUGCCACAUCCCUUCCAGACGACACGCCAAGCACAGACUGUCCAGAGACGACUGCAGACAUGUCUCCAGCUUCUCCUUCGUCUUCCAGCACAGCAGCAGCUCCUAAACCUCCAACCACAGCAGCAGAGCCCAUCGUCAUUGAUGAUGAGGAUGACGCCGAGCAGAAAGACGCUUCCUCCUCCUCACCAGCGCCCCUUGGAGGCUCCUCCUCAGCACACUCGCCAGUUGCACUCAGCAGCACUGAGCCAGAUUCAGAGAUCAGGAUUGCCAGUGUCACCACGCUGGGUUCAAACAGCCAGAAAGAUGCAGUAUUUGCAGUAAACACUCCACCACAUUCAGGAGACGACCAGGGAGACAUGAAUCUGAUGAUUACCUCGGUGACAUCACUGCAGGGAGGGGAUGCAAUCACGGUGGCAGGUGAAAGCCAGGCAGAGGAAAAUGGUCUUCAGAUCAGCAACGCGUUCAGCCUGAAUCCAGACACCCCUCCUGGUCGACUGACUGCUUCCUUCAAUCCCGGGAGAGGCUCAGGUCCCAUGGGUCAGCUGGUGCAGAAUGGCGACACGGGGACGCACAACAGAGCAGACUCAUGGAUCUCCCAGUCAGCUUCAGUCCCCCGUAACCAGAAGCAGACAGGGGUGGACUCUCCGUCUCCAGCCACAUCCCUCCCAAAACCUCCAGGCCAGUCUUCCUCAUCUACUUCCUCUUCAGGCUCUCAGCCACAGCCCAGGACGGUCAAGGUGACCUGUGCUAACUGCAAAAAGCCGCUGAAGAAAGGACAAACUGCCUACCAGCGUAAAGGCUCCACCCAUCUGUUCUGCUCCACCCCCUGUUUGUCUGCCUUCUCACACAAACCUGCCCCCAAGAAGAGCUGCACCAUGUGUAAAAAGGACAUCACAAACAUGAAGGGUACCAUCGUAGCCCAGGUCGACUCCAGCGAGUCUUUCCAGGAGUUCUGCAGCACGGGAUGUCUCGGAGCGUACGAGAACAAGCAGAACCCACCAAAAUCAGGCAUCAAAACCAAAUGUACCGUCUGUGGGAAGCUCACAGAGAUCCGACACGAGGUCAGCUUCAAGACUGUGACCCACAAGAUCUGCAGCGAUGCCUGUUUCAACGUUUACCGCAGAGCCAACGGGUUGAUCAUGAACUGUUGCGAGCAGUGCGGGGACUACCUGCCGAGCCGAGCGUCAGCCAACCACUUCCUGCUGGUGGACGGCCAACAAAAGCGUUUCUGCUGCCACAACUGCAUCAGGGAGUUCAAGCAGGCCCACAGUAAACUUGCGAGCUGCCACACUUGUAAAACGCUGAUAAAGACUGGGGAGGUGCUCCAUAGCAUUGGAGCAGGCGGCGCCAUGUGUUCCUACUGCUCCGUCAACUGCAUGAACAAGGGCAAGCUGGCAACGACGUCCUUCAUCAACACAGAGCCAACAUGUCACUUCUGUAAGAGGAACUCUUUACCGCAGUACCAGGCCACGCUGCCAGAGGGGAACAUCCUCAACUUCUGCAGCUCACAGUGCGUCACCAAGUUCCAGAAUGCUACUUUUCAAACAACCACAAAUGGACAGACGCCGGUAUCUACCACAAACAACACAGUCCAGCUGAAAUGUAACUACUGUCGAGGAGCAUUCAGCCUGAAGCCUGAAAUCCUGGAGUGGGAGGAUAAAGUCUACCAGUUCUGCAGUAAGGCGUGCUGUGAGGACUACAAGAAGCUGCACUGCAUUGUGACGUUCUGCGAGUAUUGCCAAGAAGAGAAGACGCUACAUGAGACGGUCAAGUUCUCCGGAGUCAAGAGACCAUUUUGCAGUGAAGGUUGUAAGCUGUUAUUCAAGCAGGACUUCAUCAGGCGUUUGGGUCUGAAGUGUGUCAGUUGUAAUCACUGUAACCAGCUCUGUAAGAGAGGCGUGACCAAGCAGUUCGGUGGCAUGACACGGGACUUCUGCAGUGAGACCUGUGCCAAGAAGUUCCAUGACUGGUACUAUAAGGCGGCGAGAUGUGACUGCUGUAAAGUACAGGGGAACCUGACGGAGUCUGUGAUGUGGAGAGCAGAGAUGAAGCAUUUCUGUGAUCAGGAGUGUCUACUGAAGUUUUACUGCCAGCAGAACGAGCCCAUCAUGGUCACACAGAAAGGCCCAGAGAACACAACCAUAGGGUAUGAAAUGCAAGGAGCCAAACUUGGAAUGGUGAAUCAGGGUACUGUGGCGUAUGGUGGAGGUGGAAUGAUGAGAGAUGUCAAGAACAAGGCGGUGCUCUGCAAGCCGCUCACUCUGACCAAGGCGACCUACUGCAAACCACACAUGCAGAGCAAACUUUUACAGACAGAUGUUGAUGAUGGUGUGAAGAGGGAGUACAUUCCUGUUCCCAUACCUGUGCCUGUCUUCAUCCCCAUGCCCAUGAACAUGUAUUCCCAGGUCACCCCAGCUCCAGUCUCUCUGCCUGUACCGGUUCCUGUGCCUGUGUUCCUGCCCACCACCUUGCAGGGGGCAGAACAGAUCAUCCAGACCAUCAACGACCUGAAAAACAAGGUGUCGGCCGAUACAGAAGAUCCAUCGGAGGCUGACAUGAUCAUAGAGGACCAGAAACCAGAUGUGAAGCCAGUGAAGGUGAAGAGAGAACAAGGAGACGCAAAGUCCUCGAGCAGCAGCUCCGAGAAAGAUAAGGAGGUGAAGAAGGAGGAGACAAAAGAAGAGGAGGAAGAUGAUGAGGAUGAAAAGUAUGAGCCUGACCUGGACCUGGAAGAAGACUUCCCAAAAGGUGUGGACCCUGCUCCUGUCCUGGAGGGGAUGGACGAGGACAUGGGUUUCUCUCUACCUCCUGUUCUGGCAGAGGAGAAGGAGGAACCAGAGGAGACGGUACCUCGACCACAGCCCAAGAGACAAGGAAAUAAGAGGAAGGCAGUAGAGGGAAGCUCAGACCUGGCGUCGUCCUCUUCGUCUAAUCAAUCAGGAAAAUCCUCAGAAGGACAACCACUUCCUCUCAAAUCUCGAUACGGCAUCCACGCCUGGAAACGCUGGGCAAUGUCUGCUUCUGACAAAUCAACUGACACCAAACCAAAGGAUCGCUCCAAACCAGCCCGGUCUAAAGGUAACCUUUUAACGCUGAGUUCAGAGGAGCUGAAUGUGGCUCUGUCCCAGUUUGUCAGGGAGAUCUGCAGGCCAAAUGGGGAGCGCUACUCUCCAGACAGCAUCCUCUACCUCUGUCUGGGGAUCCAGCAGCAUCUUCAUGCCAAAGGCCGGAAGGAUGACCUGUUCAGUGACCCGAGUUAUCAGACGUUUGGAGAGGAGCUCAACAAAGUCCUGAAGGACUGGCAGCCCAGUGUGCUUCCUGAUGGCUCACUGUUUGGUCGAGUGGAGGAGACGAUUCUUUGGAGCAGCCAGCAGCUCGGGGAGCAGAGUCCUGCCACUCUGCUGCGCUCUCUGGUUUACCUGAACACCAAAUACUUCGGUCUGCGCACUGUGGAGCAGCACCUCCGCCUCUCCUUCGCCAACGUCUAUGGCCCUGACACCGUCCAUCCUGUCACCAAGGAGACCAAUGUCUGCAUCCGCGUGCCUUCCAUCUCUCAGGAUCACAAUGUGCAAACAGAGUCAAGGAAGAGGAAGCGGAAGCUGGAGGACAAAGAUCAGGACUUUGAACAAGACGACGACUCAGGAGACUCCACAGUACGCUGUCCGGUGAAGAAGCACGAGUGUCACCUGUAUGAGCUCUACAGAUCCAAGUGCCCGGCGUCGCUGCGGGAUCAUCUGGAUGUCUUCUACGUUCAGCCAGACCCGGCCUACAGCCCUGAAAACCCGCUGUGGUUCAGCUCCACUCCCCUGGAGCGACAGGUCCUGGAGAGCCUCCUCAUCAGAGUCCUCAUGGUCAGGGACGUUUACACGGACAGACAACACCCAGAGGAAGAUGAGGAGGAAGAGAACAGGGGUGAUGCAGUUGGGGGAGAGUAGCAGAAGCCUGGACAUUUAUUCCCUGGAGCCUGAACAGAAGCAGAAGAGGAGGAUGGAUAGACAGUAGGGUAUGUGCUGCUGCUCCUCCGCUGACUCGUCAUCUGCUCCUUUUUCCCCUCCUCGCUGACUCGCUGUCUCCUCCUGGAGAGGAGCGUCCAACACAGAGAGAGUAGCAGAUGAAGAAAAUGUCAGUGAAGAGCAGCACUUACUGUUCCUGACUGGUUCUCAAGGAGAGAGCUUUAUUAAGAAGAAUACAGCAACAGAAAUGUGACCUAGCUAGAUAAAAAUGAGUAAGGAAUAGAGGAGGUGUAGUUUGUUCUUGUGGUUAAAGUUAAAUCAGGUAGAAGAUCAUCAAUGUUCAUUUUCAAGACAUUUGGAGAAGAUUGGAUGUACAGAUGUGCAUCAUCAACGACUCUGAGAGCCACAGUGAGAAGUUUCAAAUAAUAAAAACACACUUUCAUGCUUUAAUGGACAUUUAUGCAGACACCAGGAGGAAAAAGCGGAGGAGGAGGAUGAAGGAAGACGCUGGAAGAAGGAAAUGACCAGAAAUGUCAUCUUAGAAAUGGGCACAUGGCUAAGCCAACAUUCAGUGUUGCAUCCUUUGCACUUAUAAGGGUCUUAAACAACAGAUUUUAGUGAUUUAAUGAUGAGAUUUUAUCCAGUGUAACUGUACUAGUGACCAUAGACCUCACUCCCCUCUCUUAGGUCGUCAGCCAUCGUUUGUCACCUUAUUUUUUAAACUUUGGCAUCAAUUAUCUUUUCCUUUUGGAGACUAAAGAUGCUAAAACCAAAGUAUUUUCAGCAUCUGGUCGUGUCUUAAAGGUAUAUACAUGCUAACAAUUAAUCUGAUUAAGACAAUCUUGUGCUGAUGGUGUCAAAGUCCACACAAAUGUCCAACAGAACAAUUCGAUUUGAGAAAGUUACCAUUUACUGUCUUUCUGUGCAUUUUCAUUCUCCAUCAGAACAGCGUAACACCAUCAACCUCCUCCUCUCCAGUGACGUGGAUUCGCUGUUUCCCACAUCCACAUUUACCUGCGCUGCUCUCAUUUUACUCUUCCCCCGUUAGUACUGCUCUCAGGCCAAACCUCCGCACCACAGAGGACUUUUUUUUUCAGCUCAGACGUGCAGGAAUCAGGACUGCAAAAGGCGAUCAGACAGAGCUGCCUCACUGUGGUGCAGGGGGUUAAAAAGCAACCUCCCGACAUGCUGCGUUUCUUUAUACGACAUGAGAGGAACCCUCAUCCAUGCAAUGUAGCAUUAAGUGCGUACUAAGCCCAGAUUGGGUUGCUUCGAUGUGUAAAUAUCUCUGAACCAAGGCGGACAUGGAGUUAACACAGACGGACAUGGUUGAACUUUAAAACCCACCUCCUGAGAAGCCUUUUCUUUUUGUAAGACUGGUUAUUUAUUUCUCUUUUUAUUAGUUUGUGUCUUCUUUACGUCAGGGGGGAUUUUUUUGGGUGCCAUUUCCUUCUCAUUGAGUGAAAACCUGCUGCAACCUUGCACCCUCACCUCGUCUUCUCCUUUAAAAAAGUGAACGUUUGGGAACCUAGGAAAUAUGAAGGACUGAGAUUAUUCCGAUUAAACAGACUAUUUUUUCCUUUCUG
This is a messenger RNA of Cheilinus undulatus (humphead wrasse), 5920 nucleotides long. RefSeq names its product zinc finger, MYM-type 2 (gene zmym2). The transcript is spliced from 25 exons. Gene Ontology annotation, molecular function: zinc ion binding. The record is from RefSeq and is a predicted model, not a curated record. Lineage: Eukaryota; Metazoa; Chordata; Actinopteri; Labriformes; Labridae. The coding region runs from base 123 to 4316 and encodes 1397 amino acids.